AUGAACUAUUACUGUCAUUUACAGCCCCUUGACGAAAGUGAUGAGCCUGUUGUUUCAGCUAAUGUGGUAAGUUGUGUGUAAUUGUAUUUUGGGGCUCAUCCACUAGAUAUAGCCUUUGCUAUUUGGACAAUCCCAACUCGCUCCUUAUAUAGUCACUACAAUUUUUAUUCUUCACUUAUGUAUAAUUGUAUUUCUUUGUCUUCUUUUUCUUUAUCUGUCUGAAUCACAUGUAAACGGAGCUGAGUGAAAUAAAUCUUGUUGUCAUACGUUUCUUGUCAUACAUGCCAAAUAACUAGGAAGUUUUUUUGGUCCUAUUUUCCUUUUGGCUCCUUUGAAAGUAGCCGGGGUCAUGUAGUUGGGGAAACUCUCUGGUUCCCGGCCCUCAGUGACAGCUCUCUUGUAGCUUUAUGUGGCCUUCAACUGUGCUGUAAUGCAUCAGUUCUGGAUACAUAAUGAGAUGAGCACAGAACUCUCGGGGGCGGGGGAAUACUUGGGUUUAUUUUGACCUGUCAGAACCCCCACCUCAUUGUUGUCUAUUCUGUGGCCAAAUGUAGACCUCAUCUUAGUCACUUUUGGGAAAAGGUAAUUCUAAAGAAAUUCAUGAUCAGUCUGGAGAAUUUAAGCCUGCAAAAACAACCAUUUUUCCUUGCUCCUCGCCGCUGGGGACGUUUUGCGAGGAGGAACGUCUGCAAUUCAUUGACAGAAAUUCCCUACUGAUGAUUUAAAAUCUGUCCAAAAUCUGGUCAUAAAUCGCUGAUUGGGCAACAGACUAGUUACAUUGUUUUAGCUGUUGUUUACAAAAUUAUGACUGACAGACAAAAGGCUACAAAGGUCAAAUGUAAGCUUGAUGAUUCUAACACAAAAUAGUCAAUAUUAAUUGUGGAAUUCCUCUCUAGAAGCAGCAUUUGAGUUUUGCUGGAGCUCCUUUGUGGACAAACACAACACUUUACCAAAAUCGACCAGAAGGAAUGCAAAAUUUAACAAAUUUGCAUUUGGAACCCCAUGACUACCAAAUUUACUAUGUAGGCGAGGAUCAAGGAGAAAGGGCUGUUUUCGCAGGCUAGGAGAAUUUGUUUGUGGAUAUUGAGGAUUAAUUAUUAAAUGGUUCAGAUGACGGAUCUUAUUAGUCUUAUGGAACAUUUUUUGUAAAUACAAAAUGUGAAUCCAUUUUAUAUUGAUCGCAAUAAGUCAACAGAUAUAAAUAUAUAUAUUUUUUGUAUUUCUCUUUGAUUCAGAUUGACUGCAACAGCGACAAUUCUGAAAAAAGUGAAAAGAGGCAACUCUUAGAGUCAUGGCUGAACAAAAUAAUGAGAAUAAAGAUUUCUGAUGGAAGAACAUUAAUUGGUUCAUUUCUUUGUACUGACCGUGAUAGGAAUAUUAUUCUUGGAUCAUGUCAAGAGUUUGUAGGCUCAGCAGGUAAGUGAUAAAAUAGAGUAGUGAUAAAACUAGAGGUGAUCAUUGAUUACAGAUCCAUGUUUGUUACUUAUGGAAAUUUAAGCGAGUCCAGUUUUCCAGCAGAGAUGUUCCCCCUGACAAAAUCAGUGGGGGCGGCUAAUCGGCAGUCGCCCAUGAUACCUUGAAAAUGUGUCGCUUUGUACUAUAGGAACACUAAGAUUAGGAAGCAUUCUGACAAAUGCGACAAUGAGCAACGAUUCAGUUAAGGGGUAACCUGUAUAGCUAGUGGCUGUUUUGAUUGUCAAGCAUACAGAUGAGCGGUGAAGCUGCGAGGAGGAGGAGGAGGAGGAGGAGGAGGAGGUCCUCACAUGUUUACAGCUUUUCCCCCUCUCACGAAAUAAGCCACUAGCUACACAGGAUUGAUAAGGGGAUGAUCUUCUGUGAAUCAUAGAAAGUAGCCUGCUUUGCAGACGUAAUCUUAACCCCAGUUAGUAAUGUCUGUGAAGCAGUGCUGAUAUCCUUGUUCUCAGCUCCUAACAGAAUCAACCAUUACUGGAAGUCCAUUUCCAAUUUCCUUUCAACCUGAUUGGCAAAUAGACAAUGCCUUUUGUAACAGGCCAAUCAUGAUGCAUACUCAAAACUUGGUACGCAAGUGGAGACCCAGAAUAAGGAUUUUGGCACUGUUUCACAGAUGGAAUUAACAAAAGUUUAGUUUGGUCAGUGGCGCAGGCUACUUAGAAAGAAGCAAUAUCAUAGAUUUACUGUGAGGUAAAAAAUCUGAGACAUGAAGGGUUGUUUCAUCUGAUAACUGCACACAAAAUUGUAGAUUAUUUCAAAGAGCAAGGGGCAUGUGUCUUAGACUAUCUUCUAAGUGUCCGCAGUCAUUUGUUAAGAUCCCGUAUUUUCAUAGAAAUUAUGGUGGUGCCUGGAUAUGUGAUGAAACACUGAGUCUAGUGUGUGUCAUUUUCUCAAAUGAGUAAUAAUUUUCAAAGAAAUGUGAAGUUUAUUUUUGCAAAAAAAGUUUCUUUUAUACAUGAAAUCCAGCACAUAAACUCUCAUAAGGCUGCUUAUGGUUAGCAGUGAAGUUUGAGUCAUAAUCAGAAGCACAAAGCAUUAUAAUGUUGUAGUGAAAACAGUGUUUGAUUCCUCUUAUGGCUCCAUUUUCUUUCUUUUUUUGGUGGCAGAUGAAAAAGAGGAACCAAGAAUACUUGGGCUGGCCAUGGUACCAGGAAAACACAUUAUGUCCAUUGAAAUAGAUGAAGAAUGACUUAAACAAAGCUUAUCAUGGAACCUAACAUACAUCAGAUAAAGAAAAAUAACCUUGAUGGUUUUAAUGUGGAAGUGUUUUACAAUUCUGCUGUCAGAUGGUUCAUUUACAGUGGAAGUGAUUAAGAAAUUGUUGUUCCAAUUAACUCACUUUAAACUGUGAUCAGCCUUUACUUUGGUUGCGAUGCAAGAUUGCCAGUAAUCUUCUGCUAGAUCAAUAUGGCUUUGCUAGCAAGUUUCAAGCAGGUGCAUGUACUCCUGCAUGGUUUCUAUGCAUGUUCUGGGAAUACUUCAACAUGUAAAUGGUACAAGGAAAAUAACCAAUUUGCAGUAACUAAUGGAAAGAAUUAAAACUGGCCUUUUGGUGAAGAGACAAAUCUUAUGCUACUGUUAUCAAGUAUGGCUGGGAAAAUGAAUGGAAUUUUCAGGAAGUGGUAGCCUAACCAGUGAUCAGGCAAUCCCUCUUUCGCUUUUUAUUUGGGAGA
Molecule: messenger RNA, 3146 nt
Organism: Porites lobata
Lineage: Eukaryota; Metazoa; Cnidaria; Anthozoa; Scleractinia; Poritidae
Source: the annotation of a GenBank genome assembly